Striga asiatica is the source of this 1182-nucleotide messenger RNA. The record is from the annotation of a GenBank genome assembly. Lineage: Eukaryota; Viridiplantae; Streptophyta; Magnoliopsida; Lamiales; Orobanchaceae.
AUGAAAGCAAUCGGUAGAAAUCAACCUAAGCUCGUCGGGCUCGGACCCCAACACCACCGAUUUCCUCAUCGAGCUCGACCUGUCGAGACUCUUUCUCCUUCGAGAGGACGACGAGUCGAGGUAAUACUCUCUCGUCUGCAUCGAACCUCCCGGCACAACAACACUUUCGCCCUCGUUGGCGCAAUUUACCGAAUUGCCCUCCACCGGAAUCUGCAUAUCCGAGCGCGGAACUUGGCGUGCUCCGGCGGGCGAGGUGUCCUCCAUGACAGAGACCAUAGGAUGCAUUCUCGGGAAGCUGCGGCCGAUGAUCAAGUGUCCGUCCCAAGAGGCUCGAGGCUCGUCGAACGAGUAACGAGGGUCGUCGAGGCUUGCUCGAGCAGCGUCGAGGGAGAAUCUCGGUGCCACGUCACAAGAUCUACGGCCGAAGCCAUAGUCGGCGAUUUCGGAUUGGGUUUCUCUGUACUUGGCGAAAUUGGUGCCGUUGAUGAGGGGUUUUUUGGACUUUUGCUUCCGCCGCCACUUGUGCCGCCACUUCUUGCUGAAAACGGAGGCGGCAGCCCAGAAUCCGGAGGUUUUCUUCUCAUGAGUGUUGAUGAUGUCAAUGUGGUCUUUCAUGGGCUUCAAGUCUUCUACUUCUUCUUCUUCUUCGAUUGUGUUGUUGCUAUUGGGUUCUUUUUCAAACGAAUUUCUCAAAUUUUCCAAAUGGGUGUCUCUAACGGGUUUAAUUUCGUCGCCAUCAUCGUCGGAAUCAUCAUCGCAUACAAGGAUAGGGUCCUGAAAGUAGACGGGGACUUCCUCUGCGGCUCGAACGAGGGCCCUAGGGCUUCGUUCUUCGAGGCGGAGAAGGACUUGGUGCGGCGGAGCUCGGGGAAAAACGAGGGUUUCGAGGGUUUGGGCGCCGCCGCCGCAGGCGGCGGCGGCUGCGGGGGUGCGGGGGGCUUGGGGUUGGAGGAGAAGAGGGACCUGAUGGCGGCGGCGGCCGCGGCGGAAGCGGAGGAGGGGCGGCGGGAGGAGGAGGGGGUGUUGGAGGAGGACUGGUCGAGGGUGGUGAGGCGCUCGCAGAGGCAGGACGGGCAAAAGCCGGUGAACUGCUCGGCGGGGUGGCGGUCGCAGCUGAAGGAGGAUCUCGGCGGCUGCUGCUGCUGCUGCGGCGGCGGAGNUGGGUCUCAACGGGUGAAAUGA